UGGUUCUCAGCCGUAUCCGGUGGGGCAGCGGUCCAGGGCUCGGGGAAAAAAAUCGAAAAGAGGAGGAAGAUCUGGUAACGGUGCGCUUUGAGAAAUAUCUUACAUUCCGAGUCACCGUUUAAAGGCUCGGCAGGAUUUUACCGUUUCUUCACAAAGGUUAGAGGUCACAGAGCAGGGUUGCGGCUGUCGUCAUGGCAUCUGGAAGUACGAGCAGCGAGGAGGAGCGGAGCCUGAGGGAGUGUGAGCAGUACGUGCAGAAACACAACAUUCAACAGCUGCUGAAGGACUGCAUUGUCCAGCUGUGCACCUCCAGGCCAGAUAGGCCCAUGGCUUUCCUCAGGGAGUACUUCGAGAGGCUGGAGAAGGAGGAGGCCAAGCAGAUUCAGAACCAGCAGAAGGCCAGCAGUUCCCGUUCAGACUCUCGUGAUGAAGAGGUGUCUCCGCCCAUGAACCCCGUGGUAAAGGGCCGCCGGCGGAGAGGCGCCUUCAGCGCAGAGGUUUACACAGAGGAGGAUGCCGCCUCAUAUGUCAGAAAGGUCAUUCCAAAAGACUACAAAACAAUGGCUGCCUUGGCCAAAGCUAUUGAAAAGAAUGUUCUCUUCUCACACCUGGAUGACAAUGAGCGGAGUGACAUAUUUGAUGCAAUGUUUCCAGUCACCUACAUUGCUGGGGAAACAGUUAUUCUGCAGGGUGACGAAGGUGACAAUUUCUACGUCAUCGACCAAGGAGAGAUGGAUGUGUAUGUGAACAAUGAAUGGGUGACCAGCAUAGGGGAAGGUGGCAGCUUUGGAGAGCUGGCACUGAUCUACGGCACCCCAAGAGCGGCUACUGUCAGAGCCAAGACCAACGUUAAACUGUGGGGCAUCGACAGAGACAGCUACAGGAGAAUACUUAUGGGAAGCACUUUGAGAAAGAGGAAGAUGUAUGAGGAAUUCCUCAGAAAAGUCUCCAUUUUAGAGUCGCUUGACAAAUGGGAGCGUCUGACAGUCGCUGAUGCCUUGGAGCCUGUCCAGUUUGAGGAUGGACAAAAGAUUGUUGUGCAAGGAGAGCCUGGAGAUGAGUUCUUCAUCAUCUUAGAGGGCUCUGCGGCUGUGCUGCAGCGUCGCUCAGAGAAUGAGGAGUUUGUGGAAGUUGGGAGAUUAGGACCAUCAGACUACUUUGGUGAGAUUGCUCUGCUGAUGAACCGCCCCCGCGCCGCCACCGUGGUUGCCCGCGGCCCCCUGAAGUGCGUCAAGCUCGAUCGGCCUCGCUUCGAGCGUGUCCUGGGUCCCUGCUCAGACAUCCUCAAACGCAACAUCCAACAGUACAACAGCUUUGUGUCGCUGUCUGUCUGAGGGAGCGUUUCUCCUCACACUCACUUCUCCGCCCCCGCCGCACCCUCUCCACCUCUUCUUCUCUCCUUUCAGACCCAGGGGUCCACCAGUGCUUUUCUUUUUUUGUUAGGUUUUUUUUUUGCUUUCUGUCACUUUCUUCUGAUUUCAGUUCCCCCAUUCCCAGUCUUAAUUUCACACACAAAUCAUUUUAUUGUUCCCACCGGUCACGCUGCUGUGACUGUUUUUUGUUUUUGUUUUUUUUUUAGCCAUUCACCAGCGCUUGUACCAGCUGCUGUACGCUACCUUGUAGGCACAGUUACACCACAUGUAACUUAUGUUAUAUAUGUAUCUGCUGAUUAAGCUUCUUUUUUUCGAUACGAAGCGGGAGAUCUGAAAGGUUCUCAGACUGAUGAGACAGACAAUCAGACUUUACAUUGCGCUUUCAGUAAAAUUAUUAUUAUUUUUGUUGCAGACUGAAGUGAAGAAAAGUUUCCUUUGUUGUCGGGUUUUUUUUGUUUUUGUUUUUUUGGGUUUUUUGGGUUUUUUUGGACAUCAAUUAGCUUGACUACACACACAGAGAGAGCAGAACCGAGAAACUGUAGAGGGCGUGAAGAUCUAAUGCUCGACUUUGGUUACCGUUUGAUUGGUACGACGAGAAAACAAUGUCUCUUUUAGUUCAAGAGAGCUUGUACAACAAAUAUUUUUUAUUGUGCAGCUACCAGGCUCGUGCCAAAUGUUGAUUACUGUCAUUCAAUGCAAAGAUGCAUAGCCGUGGGAAUGCAAUGCGUGCUCUGUUCCAAACAGGAAGUAGUUAUCACCCUGUAGUCAUCUUAAUCAAUAGGACGACCAUACAAGAACUGCCUUGACUACUCUGAGGAAAAUAAAUAAAUAAAUAAAAAGAAAGGAAGACAAAAAAAAAAGAGUAUUAAGUGUAUUUCAGUAUUCAGUUUCUUUAGUAUAUACCAAAUAACUUGGUCACUCUUCUGCUAUGGUUUGUAAUCAAAAUGUUAUAGUAUAGUUAAAAUGAUCCUAGUUAUAUUAUUAUCAUUGACUAAAUGAUAAACUUAUGGUUUGGAGUGAUGGUGAUUGUUUAAAAAAAAAAUAUGUUGAACUUUGUCUUUUUGUAAACACUUAUUUUUCCAUAAAUUCUAUUUUAGGUGUCCAGUGCCACAAAGUAAAAAUAAAUGCUUCUUCUUGUCAACUGAUGAAACAGUAUGUAAUUGUAUUGUGUAAAAUGUCAUGGGUAAAAACUUUUUAAAAUAGAUCAAAGGGAUAAUUAAAGGUUUAUCGAAGCGGGGAGUACAAAGCGGUUUUAAAGGAUUUUUCAGGACAUCUGAAGUAUUUCUGUUUCACAGCUCGGUACGGGCGAGUUGACAGGCAGAGCGAGCGGAUAUUUAUUUAAAACUAGUGUCAUUGCUUAUUGCCUAUUUGAAAAGGUGGCUGUCUUUUCAUCAGAGUAGCUUGUGACCUGUUCUCUAUGCUUACCUGGCAUGAUGUUUUAGGCAUCCAGUGAUCUGGUAUGAAUGGAAGUGUGUAUUUAAAAAAAAAAAAAGAAAAAAAGAAAAAGAAAGGGAAAAAAAAGUCCUGCAGAUGCAGGAACCCUGUCGAAUAUUUGGUUUGUUACUCCUUAGCUGAACUGCUUCACAACUAUUUAGAUGCCAUAAUAAAAUGAAAUAUUUCUUUUAAAAAACAAACAAACAAAUGGACAAAAAAAAAAAAAACCUUUACCAAAUCACAUGAUGUUGACUUCUGGAUUCUACGCUUAACUCUACAUUCCUGCAUCACUGUCUGUUAACAGAGAUGACCUGUAAUCAUGUUUCUUUUGGUUCUCAUUCAGAGCGUUUGUACUCGCUUACAGCUGAGAUGUGUGUUUGGUUUUAUGUGCCGAUUGCAGGGUAGUCAGGUUGGUGAGAAGACCUCAUGGAUGUGAGUGUAUGUUUCUUCACGCUUAAAUCUGAUCAUCAUGCCCCUAACCCUCAGGUUAAACCUUGCGGAUGUGGCUUACCUGUGGAUUUGUGUCCACUGACAACACAUCUGGGAAAUGGCUCCGUUAGGGGUGAGGGUUUCACCUUUCUGUCAGAAUAUUGUUUUCGUGUAAAUAGCUGCAUCAUUGGUUUGAGUCCAAAACGUUUUUAGCCACACUGCAGUCGUCCCAGUUUGCCUUAGCUUACCUAACCUGGGCUUACAGUAGAAGUCAGUCACUCCUGCUAGCCCGACCUUCAGUGAGUUUGUUAGGCCUGCAGCACAGAUAGCUGCAGAUUAUAAGAGGACCAUUCUUUUUCUAUUCUGUCCUGUAUUUAGUUUGACCUCCUGUAUGUGCAAAGAUGUUUAUCCUUUUGGUAUAGAUUGUUCCAGAUGGCAGUUUAAGCAAUAAAAUAGUAAAAAAGAAA
Molecule: messenger RNA, 3703 nt
Organism: Neolamprologus brichardi
Lineage: Eukaryota; Metazoa; Chordata; Actinopteri; Cichliformes; Cichlidae
Product: cAMP-dependent protein kinase type I-alpha regulatory subunit
Biological process (GO): negative regulation of cAMP-dependent protein kinase activity
Cellular component (GO): cytosol; cAMP-dependent protein kinase complex
Molecular function (GO): cAMP binding; protein kinase A catalytic subunit binding; cAMP-dependent protein kinase inhibitor activity
Source: RefSeq, a predicted model, not a curated record